AGAGAACAGCCAAAGUUAGAGCGCCCAUCACCUCACCUUCCAUCCCUAACUUAGCAAAAAAUGGCUUAUUCGGCUAAUCAUUCGGUCUCUCCAACAUAUUUUUCCACGUAUCUUCUCUAUUACUCAGAUGUAGACUGCCUAUCUGUAAUUUUUUUAUUUUUGUUUCAACUCUGAAGCUGCCAGCCAUAAUUUCCUUCUCUUCUCACAGAAGUGAUCCAGAAUUAAACUUUCUUUUCUCUUUUUAUCAGAAUGGAGCAAGCAAGGUAUUGGAUGUGGGGAAAGAGAAAAAACGAUUUGAAUUCACGUGGUUUUGCAUCAUACGGAGAUUCUUGGGAAGAACAAGCCUUUGCAGAAGAUGCAGCUAGAGCUCUUGGAGGGUGUACAUGGCCUCCAAGAUCUUAUUCUUGCAGUUUCUGUAGAAGAGAGUUUAGGUCGGCUCAAGCCUUAGGGGGUCAUAUGAAUGUUCACAGAAGGGAUAGAGCCAGAUUGAAGCAGUCUUCAAUUCCACAAACUGAAGAUCUUCCUCAUAAUCAUUUUGGUCUUCAAUUUCCAUCUCAAAUAUGUACCUUGCUGUACAACCCUAAUCCUGAUUUUUCUGAUCCUGAAGUUUUAGCUUCGCCUUCGUCACAUAUUAGGGUUUCAGCUCCAUCUAGGAAGGCGAAUUCUGAUGAAGCGAUACCCGUCCUUCGUUUCUUUUCUAAAAGAUUAGAAGACUAUCAGAAGAAUAUCGUUUCGUCCCCUCCUGCAUCCUGGUCUAGCUUUAUAGCAGAGAAGGAUACUCGUGUUUUGGAUUUGUACAAUGAAGAGAGAAAAUCUAAGGCUUCGGAGCCAGAUAUUAAGGCUAAAGAAGAUUGUGCCAUGGAUGAUUUGGAUACAAAUCGACGUCAAACGAAUGAAUCCAGUAGUGAUGAGGAACUUGCAGGUUGCAAGAGAAGGAGAAUCGAUUUGAGGCCGUUAACGUUUUUACAAAAAUCAAGUGCUGUUGAGAGAUGUCAUCCCCAGUUGGAAGUUCUUAAAGUACGUUCUAGCACCAUAGAGGAAUUGGAUCUGGAACUUAGGCUUGGUGAGGCACCAAAGUUGAAGUAAACUGCAAAAUGGUAAUCCCAACAUGAAUAUGCAGACUGUUUUUUUAUCUGUUCAUUUCUGCUGAGAGUUUAUCUGCCUUGAUUUCUCCUUGACUUUGAUGAUUUGGGACCAGCUCUUCUUCCUUGAACAUGAUACAAUUUUACUUUCUCCCUUCCAAGUGCAGUGUGUAAUAGUUAAUUUUAUACAGUUUGAUAAUCUCAUACACAUUAAAGAACGCUUCAACUUGAGAAUAAAUGAUUGUUCUUCGUCAAAAUAUGGAUAGACAGUUGAAUUCCGGUAAUUACUAUUUUUCUCAGCCGAAAUAAGGGCUACAUCUGUUAA
Olea europaea var. sylvestris is the source of this 1407-nucleotide messenger RNA. Its product is annotated as zinc finger protein 10-like. Lineage: Eukaryota; Viridiplantae; Streptophyta; Magnoliopsida; Lamiales; Oleaceae. The transcript has a single exon. Bases 250 to 1086 code for a protein of 278 amino acids. The record is from RefSeq and is a predicted model, not a curated record.